This is a messenger RNA of Aspergillus melleus, 2655 nucleotides long. Its product is annotated as putative ABC multidrug transporter. Gene Ontology annotation, biological process: transmembrane transport. The record is from RefSeq and is a predicted model, not a curated record. Bases 87 to 2642 code for a protein of 851 amino acids. The transcript has 2 exons. Gene Ontology annotation, cellular component: membrane. NCBI's taxonomy places the organism in Eukaryota, Fungi, Ascomycota, Eurotiomycetes, Eurotiales, Aspergillaceae. Gene Ontology annotation, molecular function: ATP hydrolysis activity; ABC-type transporter activity; ATP binding.
AGGCGCCUGUCUUGCAACUCAUCAAAACUGUAAGCCCUCCGCUGUUACACCGUUCCUGUUCACUGACUGCUUAGGGCUCUAUCAUAAUGUACGCCGGAUUGGAACUAGGACUUCUUGUUCUGGCCGCGGUCGGGUCCUUGCAUAAUAGCCGCAUGUUUAUUGCUUCAUCCGUCUUGCAGCUUCUAUCGGCUCUUUUCAUACUGACCGUAAGCGUCGUGGAUCAUAGCCGCAGCCCUAGACCGUCGAUUCUGCUUAACGGCUACUUGUUUCUCACACUUCUCCUCGAUAUUUCCCGAGCCAGGACUCUUUUCCUGUCUUCAGACCGUGAUUCCGAGAUAAUAUACAGCAGUAUAUUCUGUGCAUCUGUUGGUCUGAAGACGGUUGUCCUGUUAUUAGAGGCCUGCCAGAAGGCUAAAUGGGUAACCUGGGACGCAACGAAGCACAGCCCUGAGGAGACGAGUGGAAUCUUCUCGCUCGGCGUCUUCUUCUGGCUGAAUAAACUAUUCUUGGCUGGAUAUAGACAUAUCUUCACACUCGAAACCCUCUACCCCCUCGAUAGCACAUUCGACGCACAAGCACUGCAUGAGGCAUUCGCGAAGAACAUAGACUACGCCAAGAUGAGGGGUGAUAGAUUCGGCCUUCUUAAGGUGUUAGUGCGUACAUUACGGGGGCCACUGCUCCUGCCUAUUCCUCCGCGGGCAGCUUUGAUUGCGUUUUAUGUCUGCCAGCCUCUUUUUAUCGAGAGUCUGAUCAAGCAUCUGUCUCGUUCGGAACCAGAUCCAAACGUGGGAAAGGGGUUAAUCGGGGCUGCCGUGCUUAUCUACUCUGGGAUUGCAGUCUCAUAUGCGUUGUACUGGUACUGCCAUCAUCGACUGCGGACGAUGGUCCGCUCCAUACUUGUCACCGAGACCUUCGUAGCUGCCACCAGACUCCAACUGGGAUUAGGCAAUGAUAGUGCGGCACUGACACUCAUGAGCACAGACAUGGAGCGGAUCAGAAUGGGUCUCCGCUGUGUGCAUGAGGCAUGGGCGAACAUGAUCCAGGCGGGUCUCGCUGCCUGGAUGCUUUAUAGGCAAAUCGGUAUCGCGUUCGUUGCCCCCGUGGGUGUGGUGAUAGGUUGUUUCAUUGGCUUGGGGAUCCUGAUCAACUUCACCGGCGACUCGCAACGAGCGUGGAUGUCCGGAGUCCAAAAACGGGUAGGGCUAACAGCCACAGUCAUUGCCAGUAUGAAAUCACUCAAGAUAUCUGGUCUGGCACCUCCCGUGACUGGAUACGUGCAGCAGCUGCGCAUCGACGAACUCGGUGCUGGUGUCCGAUUCCGCAGAAUCAUGAUUAUUGCCGCGGUCUUCGCAUGGAUCCCUCAGUUGAUCAGCCCUCCACUGACCUUUGCAUUUGCUCAGAGCACGCUAAACGCUUCAACAAUGUUCACGAGUCUUUCCUUCUUGACUUUGUUGACGCAGCCACUCUCGCAACUUUUCCAGUCUAUCCCAGAUUUUGUUUCGGGGUUGGCUUGCUUAGGUCGGAUCCAGGUAUUUCUGGAACUGGAGCCUCGUCAGGACUACCGGCAGCAUUUGGUGGAAGCCCCUAAUAGCACAGAGAAGGGCUCAGGACAACUAGACCCGGGCCCCACGGAAAGUAUACUCAUCCAAGACGCAAACUUCGGUUGGAAAGCAGACCAGUUCGUUCUGCACAAUAUCAACACUCGAAUCUCUGCCUCCUGCCUGACAAUGGUCAUCGGCCCCGUCGGCUCAGGUAAAUCAACCUUCUGCAAGGCACUCCUCGGCGAGAUUCCUUUCAUCAAAGGCAGCGUUGUGACGAACACGUCCUUCCGUCAUGUUGGCUUCUGCGAACAAACCGCCUUUCUUUGGAACGGCACUGUCAAGGAAAACAUCGUCGGAUUCUCCCCCUUCGACCGCGAGCGGUAUGACCAAGUCAUUGAGGCUACUGCUCUGCGCUUUGACCUGGAAACUCUACCCCAGGGAGACCGGACGAAUAUCGGUUCUGAUGGCGUAGCGCUUUCGGGAGGGCAGAAGCAGCGUCUGUCUCUUGCGCGAGCACUCUACCUGCCUUCGAUGCUGUUAAUCCUUGACGAUGUGUUUAGCGGGCUGGAUGCUGAUACCGAGGAGCAAGUCUUUUGGCAGGUCUUCGGGCCGAAUGGCUUACUGAGACAACGGGGGUCGACGGUGGUUUUAUGUACACAUAGUGUUCGACAUCUCCCGACUGCUGACUACAUCAUCGCGCUCGAAAACGGCAGCGUUGCAGAGCAGGGCACUUUUGCUGAUCUGUCGACUCUUCCGGGUUAUGUUCAGCGUCUGGAGGUCGGACUUAAGCAGGAGGAUGAGGAUGAUGCUGACGAACCUGGCCCUUCCCCAGAACAGAAGAAUAAGACCGGAGCUGUCAAACAACAACUCGAACCUGCGACGACUGCCAACAGCACGCUAUCCUCUGCUCCAAUUGCUCCAGCGGUGGCCAUGGCUCGGCAGGUCGGUGACGCCACCGUUUAUAAGCUCUACAUCAAGAGCAUGGGGUGGUUUGUGGCGGCUUGUAGUUUCUUCUUUGCGGCCCUCUGGGGCCUUUUCACUAACUAUCCAACUGUUUGUGCGUCCCCAAUUUGUUCCUCUUUAUCAAAGCUCUUGGAUUAACUUGGAAAAUCCA